GAUUUUUAUCAAACAUGUUUUGUUUGAUAUUUUCCUUUUUAUUCUUCAUUUUUUAUUGUGAAUGUAAGAUCCUGAAUCCUGUGAUAUUAGUACCUGGUGAUGGUGGAAGUGAAUUUGUAGCAAAACUAAACAAGACAACUGCUCCUCAUUCGUGGUGUGUUCUCCAUACAGAUAAUUACUUUAGUUUAUGGCUAAAUCUUGAAGAGUUAGCUCCCUUUGUAAUAGAUUGCUUCACUGAUAACAUGAAAGUAUUAUAUGACAGAGAGAAACAUGUAACUCGUAAUCCACCGGGUGUUGAAACAAAGAUUCCAGGAUGGGGAGAUACAAGGACGGUGGAGUGGCUUGAUCCUUCACAUAUUAGUCCUACAUCUUACUUUUCACCCAUUGUUAAUGCCAUGGUAAAAUGGGGAUAUGAGAGAAAUGUAUCAGUAAGAGGUGCUCCAUAUGACUUCAGGAAAGCUCCAAAUGAAUAUGCUGAUUUUUACCAGAAUUUGAGAACUUUAGUUGAGGAAACAUAUGCUCAAAAUAACAAUACUAAAGUAGUCUUGCUAGGCCACAGCAUGGGGAAUCCUACCACACUGUACUUCCUUAACCACCAGCCACAGUCAUGGAAAGAUAAAUUUAUUCAUUCACUUAUAUCAUUAGCUGGUGUAUGGGGAGGAUCUGUCAAACCACUAAGACUCUUUGCUUCAGGCGAUAAUCUGGGUGUAGCCUUUGUAAAAGCAUUAAAUGUGAGAGCCCAACAACGAUCUAUGCCUAGCUCUGCUUGGCUGAUGCCGUCAGAUAUGUUUUGGGGUGAGGAUGAAAUCCUAAUUGAAAGACCUGGAAGGAAUUAUACAGUCAAUGAUUACAAACAAUUCUUCAUGGAUAUUAAUUACAUGGAUGGGUGGUACAUGAGACAGGACACAGCAAAUCUUAUCAGAUCACUGACACCCCCUGGUGUGGAAGUUCAUUGUGUCCAUGGUUACGGCAUUAAAACGCCUGGAACUCUGGUGUAUACAGGCAAUAUGUGGCCAGAUUCACAACCAAAUGUGAGGAGAGAUGAUGGCGAUGGUACAGUGAAUAUCCGUAGUCUAAAAGGAUGUUUACAUUGGCAAGGGAAACAACCACAGAAGAUUUAUCAUGUUCCUGUCAAAAGAGCCAAGCAUAUGGAGAUUCUUGAUAAUAAAGAUGUUAUAGCUUAUUUAAAGAAAACUUUGACAAGUUGAUGUUUGAAAGUUUAGGUUUAAUUUGGGUCAGUUGCUGAAGAAUCAUUUUAUUUGUUGAUGCAAUAUUUUUUUUGAGGGGGGAGGGGAGUUAGAGCUACAUGUACUGUUCAUUUUUUUCUAAGAAAUAUAGCAGGCCUAAGAAUAACAUAACAGAAACCCAAGCUUAUUUUAUUACACAAAUCUAACAGCCUCUUUAGAAAAAUUACUAACGUAAGAGGUCAGGUUGACCUGGGGAAGCUAUAAAAAUGUGAGUUAAAAGGAGCAACUUUGAGUGCAUAAAAACCUAGUUUAAACCAGUCACUUAAUUGUUCAAGUGUCUGUUUUAAGUCGGGAACCUUAUCAGUAGCUUUCUUUAAGAUAUAAUACAUUUUUCUUGUUGUUAAGAAAAUUUGGUGUUCAUGGAAGAUAUUUGAUAAUCUCUGUUAAAUUAUUUUAGACUCAUUGGUUAAGAAUCAAUGUGAUUUAGAGCAUUGGCAUAGAGAGACCCUUGUCUAUUGUUGAAGACCUCAUGUGUAUACUUUAUCAAUUAGAUGUCUUUUUUCAUUUAGUUGAUUGCAGUUUACCUUACAUCUCUUUUAAAUCACAGUAUUUCAGAUUAAUUAGUGCAAUAUUGAUAUUGAAGUAUUUUUUUUGCAGUAAUAUCUGAAUACAGGAUACCAAUUUGAUAUUUUCUGCAAUUUAAGUAAAAUGUCUGGUUCAUUAUGAUGACAAACUAGACUCUCGCCAACUAAAUAGUUCACAAAUCCCAAUUUGAGGCUGAGCAACUUCUUUCAUUUUUGCAUUUGAGCAUAUUUCUGACAAUGAUGACAUCUUUAGAUCAAAUUGAAGCCACGUUUGGGCCUAUUUUCCUAUUAUUAUUUUUGGUAAAUAUAUGCAGUUGUACUUUCCAUAAACAUCUGAAAUAGUACUUUCCAAGAGUAUAUGUUUUCCAAAACUUGGAAAAUUAAAUCAACUUUUCUAAUCUUCUCUCUUUUGUCUAAUCAUGAUUUUAUCGAUGAUUUUUGCCAAAGUAUUGAAAGUUUUUUUGGCAUGAUACAAUAACUACAAAUAAGUGUUGCAAUAUGUUUUUAAAUAUUUUUUUCUAUUAUAUAUUUACAGAAUGUGUAAUGUAAAAAUAAUUUUCUUCUAAGUAUUUAUAUUUAGAGAUAUUCAAUCUAAAUGAAUGUGGGAGGAUUGGAACGGAAGUUUUUGCACAUGAGUCUUGAUUCAUUUAUAGUUGAGUGUCCAUUUUGCAGUAUUCAAAUUUAAUUAAAGAAAGCAUGUUGUUUUUUUGAAAGUCCCUUCCUACACUCCCACAUAUUUUAAAUUCUUAAUGGAGGUCCUUAAUAUACUAUUUAAUGAAUAGUUCUUAAUAUACUUUUACAGAACAUUGGCAGAUCCCUUGAUCAGCCUUUAAUUAAAAAAUCUUAAAAAAGAGACGAAAGAUACCAGAGGGACAUUCAAACUCAUAAACCAUAAGUCAUAAGUUACUCACGAUUUAUUUCAUUUUUUAGCAUAAUAUCGUCCACAAAUUGUUUCAUCCUCGCUCACCUUUCUAAAAUAUUCUUGAUUAACCACUGCAGAAAAUCUGGAUUCAAUUCAUGUAACUCUAUUAUUGCAGUAAACCAUCUGUUGGGUUCCAGUUAAUAGCUCUGAUGUUCAUUGAUCCAGAGUAAUGUGGAAGACAUUUUCUACUCUUUCUUUUAUUCAUUUAUUAGAUGAUGUAUGUACGGGUAAUCUGUGUUCAGAUCUUUAUAAUCAUAUGCAAUGUACGAUUUUGGUUUAUUUUGAUUCUGUUGUUAAAGAUUUUUCUAGCAUUCAAAGAAUCAAAUAACACCAUCAACUAUUGUACUCCUUGUAAUAAGAAAUGUGUAUAUACUCAUAUUUUUUUUAUAUAUUUAAAAUUUAGUUUACACUUUUUAAAAAUUGAUGGCAAUCCAUUGAAGAUUUAUAAGUAGUUGUCAUGGUUAUGAAAAAAAACAAUUCAGUUUUGUUAAUCGCAAAUUUUCAUUUUGUUGAAUUUGAUAUUUUUUUGACUGUUCCAAGAAGAAAUGAAUGCUACAACUAGAUCUUGUUCUUUUAAUCAGACAUAUUUAAUAUUAUAAUUUUAUGAUUGUAAAUAUGAUGCACGGUUCAUAUUUUUUGGCAGCGAAAAUUGAAUCAUUUCUUGUCCGAUAUGUAUAACCAGAUGGUGUUUAUUAGUGCAUAAUAUUUGAAAUCCGUAUUUAGUUAGAAUCAUAUUGUAGUGAAACCUUUCUACAUGUACAUCAAACCCCUUUCAACUGCAGAUUUUGUUAAGUUUUAGCGGGAUGGUAACUGUCUUUACCAAGCAUUUUGUUUACUAUAGACAGGGAUUUAACAUGCGAAUACCUGUCUGUACGAUGUGUCUUUAAGACUUAAAAGGAAGGAGGGAGAUUAAGGUUUUUUUUUCACUUUAUUCCUGUAUAGUGUGUAUAAUGUUGAAUAAAUUAUUUCUGAAAUAAUAACCAUCAUUUUAAGAUUAUGUAAACUCCAAUUAGGAUAUUAAAUGGCAAUUUUCAUUUUAAUUGAUAUGAUUUAAACUUGUUUACAUACAACAUAUUUGUCAUUUAUAUAUUUAGUGCUUUAUACAUGUUUAGGAUACCCAAAAAAAGUGGCAUUUAUGAUGUACAUGUCAAAAUCUUGGUCUCAAACGAACGAAUUUGUCAUACUGUAUACAGUAUAUGACUAGUGGUCAAAUGAGUUAGCUAGUUUCACAGUUCCUCAUAAAUAUGACAACUUGUAGUCUGUUUCAAGAUCUGAUGUAAAUUAAAUGCCGUGAGUAAACUGCUGACAAAUUUAUAAAAUGGUGCACUUUUAUCUAUAAAGGGCUAUUGCCACUCAUCAUUAUGCUCUUUUUAUAGUAUUCUUUUGUAGAUGGUACAUGUAUCUAAUUUUAUAUUUUAAGAAUGGCCAACAAAAGUUCUAAGUAAAUAUUACUAACUUAC
Messenger RNA from Mytilus californianus (California mussel), 4153 nucleotides. Its product is annotated as phospholipase A2 group XV-like. Lineage: Eukaryota; Metazoa; Mollusca; Bivalvia; Mytilida; Mytilidae. The transcript is spliced from 6 exons. Gene Ontology annotation, biological process: lipid metabolic process. Bases 15 to 1208 code for a protein of 397 amino acids. The record is from RefSeq and is a predicted model, not a curated record.